AUGAAAACACAACUGAACCCUCGUCUUUGCAUCCGAUCGAGUGAUCGGCUUGUUUUCAGUAAUCAUCAAAACUUGUAUCAAGUAGAUCCCUAUGCGGUUAAAUUUGAUUCAUGCUCGGAAAAUAUUAUCUAUGAUUAUACUCGUGCGAUUGCAGAGGAGAAUGUAAUUAUGAUCGCGAACUCGUUCACUAAAUUUUAUCUGGUUCAUCAUGAUAUGAAAAUUACAGAAUUUGACUUACCCAGUCGAUCUAUUCGAGAAAUUGAUGACAUCAAACAAUUAGGUCUUACCAUCAAAUUUAUGGAUUGUGGAGAAAAUACUGUUUGGGUUGUCACAGAUUGUAAUAGACUCUUUAACUUUGGAGAGGACAUAUUCAGUCAACUCGGAAAAAGUAAAGCAAAACACAAAAUAUUCCAAGAAGUAGAUAAUGCCUUCAUUCCAGAGCAUGGAAUAAUUACCCAUUUCUCUUGUGGAAGAUAUCACACCUGUCUUGCAAUUAAUGAAAAGCAGGUAUUUGGAAUUGGUUAUUCAUCUUUUUAUCAAACGGGUCUGAGAGCAACACGAGAUGCUUCCAACUUUGAGAAAUCAUAUUUCUUGAUCAACGAUCAGCAUGGAGUCAAACAACAUGUGCAAGAAUUUCCACACAAAAUCAAAAAGUUGACAUGCAGCCGAUAUUUCACAGCAUUUGUUUCCAAUACAAAUGAGUUUUGGGUCACAGGUUCAGCAGAGAAUAAUCAAACAUUUACUAACAAGACAUGUGAAUGCUUCACCAAAAUCUUGUUUGACAAUAUUAUUGAUGCAUUUCCAGCAAAAAAUGGCUACCAUACCCACGUCAUUACGUCUGCUCAACAGAUACAAGCACCAGGGCCUUUUGCAGUUGUCAGUUCUGGUUGGAAUGAUAAUAAUCAAUGUGGAGUCAAGUAUAAGGAUUCGUCCUCAUAUGGUUUUAUGGAUUUACCCAUUCUUGAACAACAUGACCCAAGAGUAGCGAAUAUUCAACUCUUUCCCGUCUUCACCCGAAGUUAUUUAAGAUAUGAAAAUUUAUUAUUUGGGACAUGCAAAGCAGAGAGCGCUAAAACUUUUUAUUCUGUUGAGCUUCCCUUUCAUUUGUCUCCAACCGAUCGCUUAGUUGUGUCUGGAGGGAACAAUUUCACAUUAUUCUUUGCGACUGCAUCUACAACACGUACCCUUGAAUACUUUCUAAAUAACUUGAAGAAUGUUAAAUCGGCAUUUGCCGAUGUGACUUUCUAUUUAAACGGUCGUUCCAUGUUUUAA
Messenger RNA from Naegleria lovaniensis, 1272 nucleotides. RefSeq lists its product as uncharacterized. The transcript is spliced from 8 exons. The record is from RefSeq and is a predicted model, not a curated record. Lineage: Eukaryota; Heterolobosea; Eutetramitea; Acrasida; Naegleriidae. Bases 1 to 1272 code for a protein of 423 amino acids.